Xyrauchen texanus (razorback sucker) is the source of this 2619-nucleotide messenger RNA. RefSeq lists its product as uncharacterized. The transcript is spliced from 5 exons. Lineage: Eukaryota; Metazoa; Chordata; Actinopteri; Cypriniformes; Catostomidae. The record is from RefSeq and is a predicted model, not a curated record. The coding region runs from base 85 to 2571 and encodes 828 amino acids.
CUGACUCAGUCGCACCUGGAAUAAUAAUAUCACGAAAUCAUGAUUAUUUAAAUCUGCUCGGAUCCAAUCACACACACGUUAAACAUGAAGAAAGGUUCGCUGAAUAUCUUUGGUCGGAAGAAUCAAUCUCUAUUCGGCAGCAAUGUGGACAUCAAGGAAAUGAGUAAUGUGGAGCUGGUGUUGGACUCGGCUGCCAUAUCAGAAUCAGGAACCGCUAAAGUUCGUUCUCGGCCGACUGUCAAACAUUUCACAUGGUCUGAUGGUGUGCAGGGCUUUGCUGUUCCAACGCCAAAGGUUCCGGUUCUACCGCACUUCCACGAACCCAAAAUGAAUGGUACAGGAAGUACUGCAAAGCUCCCAAAUGGAGGAAUGCUUUCCAUCCAUGACAUGAUCGAGGGGGAAAUACUUGUACCUCCUCCACCCAGCUCAGUCCCUCCUCCCCCUCCUUCUGCUGUCCAACCCCCAUCAUCAUUUAUCCUGCCCCACCCUUCUAUAGACUUUGCCAGCCUGAAGCCUCCUCCAAUGCGGCCCCCAAACCCUCCAUCACAAAGCGGUUCCGAGUACAGUGCCAAUAUGGACCUGGCUUUCCAGAAACCUCCUCCAAAACUUCCAUCUGAAACGUCCAGCCUCAGAGGGUCCAUCUCCAGUCUUGAUAUCCUAGAUAUUCCUGAAUGUCCUAAAUUCACCCCACCACCUCCCCCUGGGAUGAAACCCCCACACGUUUUAUCCAAAGCCCAGAAAGUGCUGCCUCCAAAACCCAUCAGGUUGUCCUCCAUAGCUAAUAUGGAGAUCCAGCCCCAAGCACCAACUCCGCCUGCAGCCUCCACCCCAAUGCAGUCCAGCUUUAACCCCCAGAACACCCCAAAGCUUUCUAGCUUCAACCCCCAGAACACCACAACACCAUCCAGCUUCAACCCCCAGAACACCACAACACCAUCCAGCUUCAACCCCCAGAACACGGCCAAACUCUACAAUGUGCAAAAGAGCACAGUAAUAAGUGGGCAAGACAAGGAAAAGCAAGUUCAGUCCAUUCUUCUUCUAGAAGAUUCUACCGGAAACCCAGUUGGUCUUCAUGUCAAUGGGAACGUUGGGAAAAGUUCUGGAUCUUUCCAACCGGUCCGGUCGGUGGUGCCACCCACCAAACCAGCCCGUCGCAGCAGCACCGCAAAUCUACUGCAAAAUGACCAGGUUGAUGCUCCAAGUCAAUCAGUCAAAUCAGAGACCAAAAUCAACCCUGAACAUGUGGCAGCCCCUACCCCACAAAAUGUCCCCUACGAGACUCCAUCACCUAUCAAAGUCUCUCCCAUAAUAGAGAAGCCUGCAGUUCUACCUGAUGUUAGCCAGCUGAAGCCUGAGGUUGUGUUACCUGGCAGAUCUCACAGGUACAGUCCUAUCCAGAACCACCGACAGCUCAACAAGAGAGGUGUAGAGGGCUUGGAAAAGAAAGAGACUUCAGCGUCACCCUUCGCCCUACUGAUGGCCGCCAAGGAAAGAGACAAGCAGAGAAAAAAUCUAUCCCCACAGAACAGCAGCUCAGCUGAGCCACUGAACUCUGUGAUUCAAUCCAGCCCAACCCAACCAAACUCCUUUACAGUCAGUCCUCGAGACCCAAUGUUAGACAGAUCUACUGUUGAACUAAAACCUGCUACAAACAUGCAACCAGUCGUCGCACCAUCCCCAAAAGCUGAGAUUUCAAAUGUGUCUUUUUCAAAGCCUGUUCUAAAUCCUGCCCCUCAUCCAAGCUCCACCACUAAGCUUAACCCCACAUUUCAAUCAAGCUCCACCCCUCAGCUAAACCCCACCCUUCAAUCAAGCUUCGCCCCUCAACAAAGCCAUUCCCAUCUUCUAAUGAAUGGCCCAGUUGUGGGGCAGGAUGUCCCAGUUAAGGAUGUUGAAAGCGGAGAAGACAUGCCCUUCCUUCCACCACCCCCUGAAUUCGCCAACUCCGACCCGGAGGACGAACCUCCAUGUCCCCCGCCAAGUCACCCCGCUCCCGUCCCCCCUGUGAAAACUGCCCCUCUACCUGUCAAACCUUCCUUACCUGCUCCACCUGCUCCAACAACUAACAGCCCUCUAAUCAAUCCCAAACCGCCCAGCUAUCCUCCUAAAGCCCCGGGCCCUCCACCAAAUGUCCUACCUAAACCUCCUGUUCAAACUAAACUUGCCCCACCGCCCCCACAAGCCACUCCAUCCAUCGCAGCUAAUCAGGCAACGCUUCUCAGCAUCCUGCAGAGGAAGAUGUUAGAAAUGGAACCAAAGUUCUCAGAAGUCAAAACGGUGGAUUUCAACGAUGACUGGAACUCUCCGCUGUCUGAUGAUGAGGGUACGUCAUGCCCUGCUGGAUCCAAACCGGUGCAAAACCGUAGCAACACGCUGCCAGCGCCACCUUGUGGUGUGGACAUGAAGGAUCUCGAAACUAAAGCUGCCAAAAAGGCUCAAAACUUAACCAAUUCAACUAAAUCACAGAACAGUAAUGGACCGUCGAACAAACAGCCGUAUGGAAUGACAUUCACCAUCAGACCAGGAAGCAAACAGCCAAUCACACCCGUGAUCAAAGACGGUUCACCCUGAACUGAAGAACAUUCUGGACUGGAAUUAUUCGAGAAAAGUGUCUAACCU